UGCCGCUGGGGUCCGCUGCCCUGACUGUGGGAGAUGGACAGGCCUUCGGAGCGUCCUAGGGACCCGGAGGGAGAAGGCGAAGAUGUGGAAAGCCUGCCCUCGCGGUCGUCCGAGAUCAAGACCAAAUCUGGCCUCCAGGCCCCCACCGAACCCGUGGAGCCGGAUCUAGAGCCGGAGCCGGAGCCGCAGCCCGAAGCGGAGGCAGAGGCGGGGGAGGAGGUAGAGGCUUCGCGGGGAGGCGCCGCCGCGGACGAGCAGGCCGAGACCCCGGCAGGGCCGGCAGACACCGAAGCUGAGGGUGAGGAGGGGCCUGGAGAGCCGGGGUGGCCGGCCGAGCCCGAGGCCGCGGCUGAGGAGCCAGCCAAGCCGGGAUCCGAAGCCGUGCCCGAGGAACCGGAGAAGGAAGGGGAGGAGGAGGAAGAGGAGGAUUGGGAGGAGGAGGAGGAGGCGGCGGCGGCGGGCGGGAAGAAGGAAGCCGAGUCUCAAGCCUCCCUGCUGCCGACCACGACCGGCGGAGCAGAGGCUGCGCCAGCCCGGGAGGAGGCCGAGGAAGAGAGACAGGAGGAAGAGGAGGAGGAGGAAGAGGAGGAGCAGAAAAAGAGUGAGGAAAGAGAGGGGAAGGGUGGAGAAGGCCGUCCGGCGAAAAGUGAGAAGGAGGGGACGUACCUGUACGGAGACGAUGAGGACUACUACGAGUGGUCAGAGGAGGUCCAGAAGCUGAAGGAGCAACAGCUGCGCAGCGAGCUCCUGGAGCAGUACCGCUCCCUGCUGGUGGAGCGGAACCGCUGCCAGCGCUACAACGUGUGCCUGCAGCACAAGAUCUGCGAGGCGCUGCGCAAGAAGAAGGGCCUGGAAGCCGCCGAGGUGCCUGACAAGGGCCCGGAGACCGAGGCCCCCGAGAAGGAGCAGGUGUACCUACGCUAUCUGGCCAUGCUGGAGGAGCUGAAGAAGCAACAGGCAGACGACCUACAGUGGUACCAUCAGGAGCUGGCCCAGCUGAAGAAGCAGGGCCAGGAGAAGCUCGCCAGGGCGGAGAAGGAGUGGCGAGGCUUCCAGGCACUGAAGAAGCAGGUGGUGAUGCAGGCCAUGGGCAGCUGUUGGAUGCGGGGCGGGCGCCAGGCCGCUCUGCGGGAAGUGGAGGCGAUCCAGGCGUUGGAAGAUAAAAAGGUGAAGGAGAUGAGCGCUGUACGGCUGGAGAACGUGCAACUGAAGCAGAGCCUGGUGCACUUUGAAACCAGGAUGAGGGCCCAGGAGGACUUGACAGAGGGUCUGCUCCUCAUUGACUGUGAACAGCUUAAGAUUGAGAAUCAGACCUUAAAUGAGAAAGUUGAGGAACGAAAUGAGGAACUUUUAAAACUGCGUAACAAAGUGACCAACAAUGUGCAAACAAUAACCCAUGUGAAGGAGAAGCUGCACUUUAUGGAUAUGGAGAAUGCACGCAAAAAGGAACAGCUUUUGGAAAUUGAGGCUCAGGUAGCCCUAGGAAGAGACAUCUUCACCAAGACGAAGCAAGCGCGAGACAGCCUGCGGGUUGACAACAUCAAGCUGGAUCAGAAGUGUGGGCUUCUGGGCAAGGAAUCACUGCUUCGGGACUUGGAAGAAAAGGUGGAAAAGACAGAACUGCUCAAGCAGCGCCUGGAAUCCCUGAAGUGCCAUCACGCUGGGCUCACUUUGUCUUGCAGAGGCCUGAGGCAGAAGAUCAGGGAAGCCAAAGCCUUUCUCCCCUCUUGAUACACUUGAUGAGAAGAGUCAGCAAAACAUUUUCACUCUCGGCAUAUCAUAUGUCCUUUAACUUUUAUUUUCCAUUUUGUGCCAUUCUUUAUUAAGCCUGUGAUAUUUGGGAUAUAAAUAUAUUUUAUAUUUAUCUCACAAUUUUUCAGCUUUCAAAUUAGUGCUGAGCACAAAAUUGGGUCAGCAGUUAGUUUUAUAUGGGAUUAAGCAAAAUAGGUCCAGAGAAACAAACAACAGGGUUCAUUUCAUGUUAACUGACUUCUCAUGAAAAGCUGUCGAAAGUAUUGUUAUAUCUGAGCAAUUCCAUAAUUUCAAUGACAGAACUAAGGAGUACUGUUCCUUUUCCAUAUGUUAGGAGGGUGUAAAAGUUCAAGGAGGGUGGGGAGGAGGGGUACAUUUGGGCAGGGUACAAAAAUAUUCUUGUCCAUUAAGAUAAUUACUAAACUCCCUUUGGAUUUAUUAAACUGUGUAGUCCUGAAUUACUGUCACAACUAGAAGCACACUAAUUCUCUUAGAUUAAUCUUAAUCUGAAAUUGUUUUAUAUGUAACUAGUACUGGCUUCUGGGAUAAUAAAUAACAUCCAGGAAACAGGAGAAAUGAUAAACACGAAAAGGAACUAAUGUUCCUUCAUCUUUCCUUUCAGUGAAAGGAAGCUCAGGCUACUGACCAUUAAUAUUUGUUUCUGCCUCAAUGACAGUCUUCAAUUCCUAUUAAAUGUUUUCUUAGAUCUUCUCAAGAAAUCCAUUGAUUUGUACCCCAAAACUGAAAUUUUGCUUUCCAGUGAAAACAAGAUGACAAUUGUACUAUUUUGCCAGGUGCAAAAUCUAUGGAAUGGUGGCUGCUGGCAGCCUAGAGGACAUAGCGUUCUGUUUUAGCGGGAUACUUUUGGAUCUCAACAACAGGACCCUUAUUAUGCCUGAGUUCACUUUGCAUCAAAUAUUAAAAUGCUAUUAUUUCUUGUGUUACUGUAAAAAAUAAUUGAUAGGUCUAUCUCCUUAAUGCAGUAUCAGUGAUUACCUUGGAGCUAGGGACUUGGUUUCAUUUCUUAGGUUGAAUUUUGAGAAGUGCAGAUUUGGGAUUCAAAGUAUUCUCCCACUCCUAAACUUAAGUGGAUCAUUAGAAAGAUGAUAUAUUUUUUGGUGCUAGAUACCUCUAAAGAAUGGUAGAAACCCCACUCUGGGCAGGUGGGCAGGUGACCCCAUUGGCUGUGAGAAUCUUUUGAUGACAUGAUUUUGUUUUUGAAAGUAUGUUUCCUUUGAAGCCAAGGAAGGUUGAAUAAAAUUCCUUUUCUAACUUC
Lemur catta (Ring-tailed lemur) is the source of this 3028-nucleotide messenger RNA. RefSeq names its product coiled-coil domain containing 96 (gene CFAP184). The record is from RefSeq and is a predicted model, not a curated record. Gene Ontology annotation, cellular component: axoneme; ciliary basal body. The transcript has a single exon. Lineage: Eukaryota; Metazoa; Chordata; Mammalia; Primates; Lemuridae. Gene Ontology annotation, biological process: cilium assembly. Bases 34 to 1731 code for a protein of 565 amino acids.